Lineus longissimus is the source of this 2669-nucleotide messenger RNA. RefSeq lists its product as uncharacterized. The record is from RefSeq and is a predicted model, not a curated record. NCBI's taxonomy places the organism in Eukaryota, Metazoa, Nemertea, Pilidiophora, Heteronemertea, Lineidae. Gene Ontology annotation, molecular function: protein binding. The coding region runs from base 186 to 1364 and encodes 392 amino acids. The transcript is spliced from 11 exons.
AUAGUUUACGCUGGCAACCUGCUUCAUUUACACUGUUCAUGCAUGUCAUGAGCUUUUGACAGUCAGUGCACAUGCUCGCUUUGUCGGGCAGGAUUUACUGAUUUCUUGCAUUUUGUCUUGUGUGAUCAUUUUAUUGUGUUUGUGAACAUUAACUCUUCAAAUAAAGAUAUUCGAUUAAGCUAAAGAUGAAGUCGGUGAGGCCUCCGUUGCAGUCCAAGUUGUCCAAAGGUUCUAUCCAGAUUUCUGAGGACUGGCUAUCCAUGGCGGGCUGCGUUGGAACGGUUGAUGAAGUGUCGAUGCCAGAAAAAGAGGGAGAGGCAUAUGUCGAAGGCGCUAUCAAGUUAUGUAAUCUAAUGAAAUGUCCUCGUGAGAUCAUGUGCUUAAAAUUUGGCAUCAGGGAUAACACCUUGGCAGUGGGUCUCUGUGAUGGCUCAAUAAAGAUAAUUGAUCCUCUGUCAUGUGAACUUCUGUACAACCUCUCUAACGAUGAAACAAAGUGUGAACGGCUUCCAGUUACUGCAAUCCAGUUUCUUCCUGCACAUGAUGGCCAAUCUGUGGAGAACCAACACAUUUUAAUGGCAACUUAUGCAUCCGGUUGUGUACGGUUUUGGAACUAUCGCUCAAGUGUCUGUUCAACAGUCUUGCGGGAGCCCGAUCCACGCCAGAUCUUUGCUAGUGCUCUCAAUCCUGAGGGCACCAAAUUUAUCACAGCUGGAAGUGAUGACAAGAUUUACAUCUAUGACAUUGCCACAAGGAAACAUCUGAGGACAUGUGAACCAAGUGAUUCAAGGAAUAUAAUGAACGGCCAUAGAUUCAGAGUGUACGCCUUGCAGUACCAUCCAGACAGACCACGGGAGUUCAUCUCAGGUGGCUGGGAUGACACAAUUAUGUUCUGGGACGACCGAAAAAAGCAUGCGGUAAGAAAGGUUAUUGGGGCUGGGCCACAUAUCUGUGGAAAUGAUGCCCUGGACAUUGAUCCUGUUCACAACCACAUCCUGACUGGCUCAUGGCGCAAAGACAAAUCGCUUCAGAUAUGGGAUUACGACUCUGGUGAGAAGAUCAAGGAUGUUCCAUAUGACACGUUACAUACAAGCCAGCGUCAUGGUUACGGAGACAUCAAGUUCAAAGGAAACCUGCUUUACUGUGCCAAGUGGUUGGGUAAGAGCUACAUCAUGUGUGGAGGGAGUGAAGAGAACAUGGCCAGGAUCAUUGACAGAGGAACACUGAAUACAGUUGGCCAAUUGGUAGAUCUGGACCAAGGUGUUGUUUGCAUGGAUAGCAAUCUGUCAGUGAGCGGUUCACCACGAGUGUGUGUUGGGGCAGGAUCGUACAUCUAUAACUUACAGCUUGUCAAGACGUUAUAGAGGAUGGUUGUUUUGCCAUUGAGACAUGGAGAAAAAUGUUAGACUACAGAUAUCCGUCCAACAGUACCCGUUCAUUGCAUCCGUCCUAUGUAUACUGCCUAAUGUCUGACAUUGAACAUGUGUUCCUGAUCUAUGGAUAGGGCUUCCCGAUUGAUCUUUCUCGUCUUGCAUCUUAGCAGUAAUGUGAUCAUAUAUGGAUACCCCCCCCCCCCCCAGGCCUUUCAAUUGCACUUUGAUUAAAACCGUUUGAAGUACAAUGGGCAUGUGCUCAUCAAAUAUGCUUCAAGGAUAUAAGGCAAAAAUACAAAACAAGUUUACAAUAAUGCACCCAAAUAAACCAAUUUAAGUGCCAGAAAUUGGCUGAAAAAUAGAGGUUGUAGUCAAAAAGAUGCAAUGGAAAGGCCUGACCCCUCCAAACCUUUCAUUGUAGAAUGCCAUGUCAGAAAUCUAUCCACAUAAUGUAUAAGCCUGUGUGUGUCCUGUAUAAAACAAUCUGACUGGUAAAUAUGAUAGUAAUGCUGUCUUGAUAACGGUGAUAAAAAGACAUCAGUGUUUGCUGUAUCUUCAGGAAUGACUGGUAAUCCUAGCUUUAAAACUUGUAUCAUGACUGUAUUUUGACACUGCUGAGUUGAUCUGGCCAUGGAAAUCUGGCACCUAAUUACCGGGUGUCCCAAAAAAAACAACUGCAGUCAGUUUUGACUGGGUAAUAAUUUCAGUGUAUCGUAUUUAUUGAUACACUCUGUAUUAUCAGUAUGUAUCAACUAGGCGUCUUGUAGUUGUGCAGAUGUGUUAAAUGGCUUUUCAAAUGAUCUAGUAGUUGAUAUCCAUUUGAAUAUGUAGAUAUUUAGCCAUAUGGAAGAUAUGAAGCACUCGGAGUUACUGGAGAGAAGUUUUUGUCAGCAGGUGUUGAAGAGAAUCUCUAGAUCAUACGAUGGGGUAGAUCAUACAGUGUUUUUGGCAACAUAACCGUAACAUGGCCUAUUUGUUAGAAGAAGGGGUUAAUUUAAAAAGUGCAGCAACUCAUUGCAGGCCCAUACCUGUUCUUAUAAUUUGAGACUGUAUUAUACACUAUAUACACAGCUGAAAUACACCUUUAUAUAUUGUAAAAACUUAAUCAGUACCCCAGUAGGCCUAUACCUUGGUAUUUAUCCCUGAAAAGGAUACAUGUUAAUGUAUUAAAAUUACAAAGCUGAAGCAAUUAUUCUGUAUGUGUUAGUGAAUUUAUUUGUGAGCUAUAUUGUUUUUGUGCCAUUUGUUGGGAUUCACUAUUUGUACAUCAUUCAUAUUCAAUAAAGCUUCAAUUUA